This is a messenger RNA of Carlito syrichta (Philippine tarsier), 1777 nucleotides long. RefSeq names its product protein FAM133B-like. Lineage: Eukaryota; Metazoa; Chordata; Mammalia; Primates; Tarsiidae. The record is from RefSeq and is a predicted model, not a curated record.
UCCGUCGCCGUCCGCCCGCGCGCAGGCCGCACCAUGGGGAAGCGGGACAACCGCGUGGCCUACAUGAACCCAAUAGCAAUGGCCCGAUCAAGAGGUCCAAUCCAGUCUUCAGGGCCAACAAUCCAGGAUUAUCUGAAUCGACCAAGGCCUACCUGGGAAGAAGUGAAAGAGCAACUAGAAAAGAAAAAGAAAGGCUCCAAAGCUUUGGCUGAAUUUGAAGAAAAAAUGAAUGAGAACUGGAAGAAAGAACUAGAAAAACACAGGGAGAAAUUGUUAAGUGGAAGUGAGAGCUCAUCCAAAAAAAGACAGAGAAAGAAAAAAGAAAAGAAGAAAUCUGGUAGGUAUUCCUCUUCUUCAUCAAGCUCUGAUUCUUCCAGCAGUUCUUCUGAUUCUGAAGAUGAGGAGAAGAAGCAAGGAAAACGGAGAAAAAAAAAGAAGAACCGUUCACAUAAAUCUUCUGAAAGCUCUGUGUCAGAAACUGAAUCAGACAGUAAGGGUAGUUUAAAAAAGAAAAAGAAGUCAAAGGAUGCAUCUGAAAAAGAAAAGGACAUUAAAGGUCUCAGCAAAAAAAGAAAGAUGUAUCCUGAAGAUAAACCUUUGUCAUCUGAGUCUUUAUCAGAAGCGGAGUAUAUUGAGGAGAUACGAGCAAAAAAGAAGAAAAGCAGUGAAGAACGAGAAAAAGCAACAGAAAAAACAAAAAAGAAAAAGAAACACAAGAAACACAGUAAGAAGAAGAAAAAGAAGGCUGCUGGUUCAAGUCCUGACUCACCAUGACAUGAAUUAAAAUUGGGGUUCCCUUAUAAAGAAAGUGCAAUGGCUGAGGAAAUUUCAGCUGUGAAAAAUUACAACAUAUUUACUAAAAUGCAUGAAUUUCCUUGUUUUUAAAAUUAUUCCCGGGACUAUUCAGUGGCCACUCAGAUCCGCUGUGUGAAAGGGCAGUGAUUGUUGCCUGCUGCUUGAACAUCUGUUUUUUUCUCUUCCAGUUGAUAACUCUGGGCGAUAAUACACUGCAGUACUAGUGGUUAAGAAUUUGGGAAUAAGAUUAAUAUUUUUGACUACAAGUGUCUAAUGAUAAAUCAACAGAAAUAGAAUCUGGAUAUAUUUCUAAGAUGUAAUCAGAAAUGAUCGGAUGACUCUAGUUAAAACUUUGAAAGUGAGGAUCACGUUCAAAAGGAUAUUUCAAAAUCCUUACUCUGUAAAUAAGUGUGUUUUAAUUUUUUUCCCUUGUAUACUUUUAUUUGCCUGGGGUAGGAGCUUUCAGGGCGGAGGGUGGGUAGUUUGCUAUCUCUUUAGUAGCAGAAUAGUGUGCCUUUGAUCCUCACACAUCUCUAUUUGUGGAUGCAGUAGUCAUGCUUCCCAGGGUGGUCAGAGCCAGUACCAGCAGUCUUGCUCUUUCCUGAGCUGGUGACAUCCUUGAACUUUGUCAUGUGCUGCUUUGAGUGAACUGGAGAAACAGCCCUUUGCAGCAUGAGAAAAACCCCAGAAGCUCUGGGCUUUACCUCCACUCCAAUAAUAUAUAUUUUUUAGCAUUAGAAUGUGUUAUGUCUUUUGAACUAAUUUUUAUGACAUUUUGGCUUUGGAGAGGAAUUGUUUCAAAUAGACACUGGUACUUUUAAAGAUUCUAAAAUGCAUGUUUUAUAUACUGUUACGUUUUAACCAGUUAGGAAAAUUUUAUGUAACCAAUGAUUACUUUACUUUUUGUAUGACUUUUGUUUAGGCUGUAAUGUUUAGCUUUUGUUAAGUCCUUUCUCUUGCUUUCUUAAGUUCGUAAUUGUGU